Phaeodactylum tricornutum CCAP 1055/1 is the source of this 597-nucleotide messenger RNA. RefSeq lists its product with no specific name. The record is from RefSeq and is a predicted model, not a curated record. The transcript has a single exon. The coding region runs from base 1 to 597 and encodes 198 amino acids. Lineage: Eukaryota; Bacillariophyta; Bacillariophyceae; Surirellales; Neidiaceae.
AUGAAUGAGAACAUCAACAACCCCUAUCUGGUAACCCAUCCCGCCUUGCCGCCGAUGGCAUCGGACGCAGCCGAAGCCUUCCUUCCAGUUCAAGCCCCAACGAUCGAUGCCGGCGCGCCCAAGAACCCUGAACACCUCGCUGCAGCCCACAAGCAAUUGCUCCAGCGCUCUCUCUUCAGCAUCAUGGUGCCCCAAAGUGUGACGGCCGUAGAAUGCGCCGCUGCGGUGUCUCGUUUCCACAAGGUCUCCGGAGAGCACGACGGCGCACUUGUACCGGCUUGGGCCCAGCUGUUCAUGCAGAACAUGCAAGAGUUCCAGGAGAACACCACAGCUCAGUUGACACGGAUUCAGCAACACAUUGCCAAGUCUACCAAUUCUUCUGUGAUUUAUCCCGAAGACAGAUUGGCUUGCGUCCCACACCUCAACGGGGACGCUCCUCCAGUCUUCUUCCCUGAAACUUUGGAAGCCUUUCGUGAGCUUUCGGAGCAGGAGUGCGACACCUUGCUGGCCUUCUACAGUCAAAAGGUUCAGGGGACGGUGAAAGAGCGCCGUCAUGCUCUGGCCGCCAUUUUGGGAUUGCGUCGCCGUGCUUGCUGA